UGAAGACUGAUAUGAAUGGGUGUGAUGUGUUCAGAUGAUUUUGUGCAAGUGAGGAUUCUGGGCCCUGAGUUCUGGACCAGUUGGAGUCUCUUGCCUUGCCUCUCCAGCUCUAACUUCACCAAUAACCAAGAACCAGACGGAGUCAUGAUGAAGUGGGCUGUAGUCCUGUGUGCCCUGGUGGCCAUCUCUGAGUGCAAUGUCAAGAUCUCUCUGAUCAAGGGGAAGACGGCCAGAGAGACCCUGAUGGAGAAGGGUUUGUGGGAGGAGGUCAGCAAGAAGUACCCAUACAACCCCAUGGCCAAGUUCCUUCAGACCGGAGACGAGGGAAUGACCAAUGAUGCCGACAUGUCCUACUAUGGUGUGAUCUCCAUUGGAACUCCUCCCCAGUCCUUCAAGGUCAUCUUUGAUACUGGCUCCUCCAACCUGUGGGUGCCCUCUGUUUACUGCUCCAGCCAAGCCUGCCAGAACCAUGUCAAAUUCAACCCUUCACAGUCCAGCACCUUCAAGUGGGCCAACCAGCCUCUGUCUAUUCAGUAUGGAACCGGCAGCAUGACUGGAAGGCUGGGCUAUGACACCGUUUCGGUGGGAGGCUUGUCUGUGAACCAGCAGAUCUUUGGUAUCAGUCAGACAGAAGCUACGUUCAUGAGCUACAUGGUUGCUGACGGCAUCCUGGGACUGGCUUUCCCCAGCAUUGCGGCUUCUGGGGCCACACCUGUCUUCGACAACAUGAUGAGCCAGGGCCUGGUGUCCCAGAACCUGUUCUCAGUCUACCUCAGCAGCAACUCUGCUGAGGGCAGCGUGGUGUCCUUUGGUGACAUCGAGAGUAGCUACUACACUGGACAGAUCACCUGGAUCCCCUUGACCUCUGAGACCUACUGGCAGAUCAGCAUGGACAGUGUUACCAUCAAUGGCAACGUUGUGGCCUGCAACGGUGGUUGCCAGGCGAUUAUUGACACUGGCACCUCCCAGAUCGUCGGGCCAAACAGUGACAUCAGCAACAUAAAUUCCAUGGUCGGGGCCACACCUAACCAGUAUGGACAGAACUCAGUGAACUGCGGCAACCUUGCCAGCACACCUGAGAUUACAUUCACACUCAACGGAAAUGCCUUCACUCUGCCUGCUACCGCCUACACCACCCAGAGCUCUUAUGGCUGCGUUACAGGUUUUGGUAAUGGCGGCUCUGACCAGCUCUGGAUCCUUGGAGAUGUUUUCAUUAGACAGUAUUAUUCCAUCUUUGACCGACAGAACAACAGAGUUGGUCUGGCCCAGGCUGUCUAAGAGAUCCACUGAUAAGACCCUUUCUAGAGAUUAACUAGAUGUCCAUUUAGACCCCAGACAUCUUAAAUCCCAAAGCCCUUAAGGAAAUCAUGAUAUGUUAUAAUUGGAGAAAUGCAAAAUUCAUGUGAAAUUUUAAAAGCCAAAUAAUAUAACAAUAUAAAUGGAUUUAUUCCUAAUACAUUUACAUAUCUCUGUCACAGAUUAAGAUCCAUUUUAGAAACAUGUCAUAAUGUGCAGCCAAUAUUUUUCAUAUGAAUCAACAUUAGAACAAAUUGUGACACGUUGAUUGUGAAAUGUUCCGCUGCUACUGAUGAAUAAAAUCUAUAACUAGCAA
Messenger RNA from Esox lucius (northern pike), 1612 nucleotides. Its product is annotated as pepsin A. NCBI's taxonomy places the organism in Eukaryota, Metazoa, Chordata, Actinopteri, Esociformes, Esocidae. The transcript has 10 exons. Gene Ontology annotation, biological process: proteolysis. Bases 16 to 1278 code for a protein of 420 amino acids. The record is from RefSeq and is a predicted model, not a curated record. Gene Ontology annotation, molecular function: aspartic-type endopeptidase activity.